Silurus meridionalis is the source of this 4202-nucleotide messenger RNA. RefSeq names its product ZFP91 zinc finger protein, atypical E3 ubiquitin ligase (gene zfp91). Gene Ontology annotation, molecular function: transcription coregulator activity. The record is from RefSeq and is a predicted model, not a curated record. Gene Ontology annotation, cellular component: nucleus. Gene Ontology annotation, biological process: regulation of transcription by RNA polymerase II. The transcript has 12 exons. Lineage: Eukaryota; Metazoa; Chordata; Actinopteri; Siluriformes; Siluridae. Bases 741 to 2756 code for a protein of 671 amino acids.
ACGUUUUCUGUAGAAGAAAAACGCUAAACCGUCUGUAUUCUGGACUCGUGUGCACGUCUGUAUUUAUUAUGCUUUAUUAUUAAUGUGUUUCCUGAGUUUGGUCUUUUAAAAACAUCACAUGAUGUCUAAUCGGUAGCUGCUUCAGAGGUAUCGUUAAUGUAUCGUAUCGUUGGCGAUACAUAAAGCUGCGAAUUGCAUCGACCUCAGUAAUGGAGCUGCGCAUCGCUAACACACACACACACACACUCUCACACACACGCAUGUUGGAGGGGAGCGUGAACGCUGCAGGAGUGCAGUCUCACGUGUGAGUGGGCUUUUUCGCGCACCGCCGCUUUAAUGUGCACGCGGAUCCGCGCAGCUGCGUGUCGCUCGUGAGCCUCCGCCGCUGCUCGCGCGCGCGCUUAAAGGAGACGCAACAAAGCGGCGCUGAGGUCGGAGCAGGGCCGCGUCUCUCCUCCAGACUGCUUCACUAUCGCUUUAAGAGCUCCGCGGAUCCACGCGACGCUUUAUUUUAGCGCAGAGUUCUAACUAAAAGUUUGUGGACGACGGGAGAAGAAGCAGGAGGAGUGUGCGGGGAGAUCAGGGCUCGAGGAGGAACAUGUCCGUGUGCAGGAGCAGGGCCUUUCAUAACCGAAGCGCUUACACGGGUUUUGAUCGUGUCUUCGUGGUUUCAUGUCCGCUUGGAUGAAUUAAAAACCCCGAGUAGUGCACUGGUAUUCGGUCGGGGUGUUUUGGGGGGGAUGAUGGAAGUGCAGCGAGCGGAUAAAGAGACGCGGGAGGAUGCAGACGAGGCCGCGCUCACAUCCCCGGACUCGAGUGUGACCCGCACGCCGCGCAGGGCGCUCCGGGGCCGGGGGGCGACUCGCGCGAACUCCGCCGCUCCGUCCCCGGAUACAAACGGCACCCCGAGCACUGCCGGAUCCGGACGGGUUCUGCGCGACCGCUCCACGCGAUCCGUCCCCGUGUGGAGGAGGAGAGACCUCGGAGUCGACCAGGACGGUGAUGAUGUUAACGAUGAUGAUGAUGAUGAGCAGCAGCAGGAGGAGGAGGAGGAAGAUGAAGCGGAAGCUCGUCGCCGGAGAAAGACUUCGUGUCCGCGGCGCAAGAGGAACGCAGAAGCAUCCAGAGAAAGCAAAGCUCAGUGUGGAGACAGUAAGGAUGCUGCAGGAACUCGAGGAAGCAGGCGAGCACAGAGCCGCAGCAGGACGCCGUCGUCUCGAGGACUUCGGGGUUCAGCGCGGGUCGUGUGUAAGAGCGAGCCGGAGACCGAGAACACCUGCGAAGAAAAAGAAACAAAAACAACCGAGAAGAAGACAAGCACUGACGAGAAGAGUGAGAUCGAGGUGGUGCUGGGUGAGGAAGCACCUCUCUUCACCGACAACCAGAAGGACCAAACAUAUGAGUCUCAGGCCCAGAGUGAGGAUGAUGAAGGAGUCAGCAGUGAUGAAGACGUGCCCUUUAAGGACGACCUGAAUGACCAGAGCUACGACCCAAAGUCUGGGAGAGACGGUCAGAAGCAGAGGCGCAGAGCUCCACCACGGCCCAGAGAGAAGAAGGAGAAAGCAGCUGGAGGAGAGAAAGAAAAGGAGAAAGAGACGGAGGUGAAAACAGAAGGAGUGGAGAUGACCGAUGUGAAGCAGGAGGUCGGGGAGGGGGCGGAGCCACCCAGGAAGAGAGGACGACGGCGAAAAGACGACAAAAGCCCCCGUCUUCCCAAGAGAAGGAAGAAGCCGCCGGUGCAGUACGUUCGCUGUGAGAUAGAGGGAUGUGGAACGGUUCUCGCUCAUCCACGCUACUUACAGCAUCACAUCAAAUAUCAGCACUUAAUGAAGAAGAAGUACGUGUGUCCGCAUCCGUCCUGUGGCCGUCUGUUCCGCCUUCAGAAACAGCUCCUGCGGCACGCCAAACACCACACCGAUCAAAGGGACUACAUCUGUGAGUUCUGCGCACGUGCGUUCAAGAGCUCUCAUAAUCUUGCUGUGCACCGCAUGAUACACACUGGAGAGAAACCACUGCAGUGUGAGAUCUGUGGCUUCACCUGCCGUCAGAAGGCCUCCCUGAACUGGCACAUGAAGAAGCACGACGCAGACGCCUCGUACCAGUUCUCCUGCGCCAUCUGCGGCAAGAAGUUCGAAAAGAAGGACAGCGUGGUGGCUCACAAAGCAAAGAGCCACCCGGAGGUCCUGAUCGCAGAGGCGCUCGCCGCAAACGCCGGCGCCCUGGUCACCACGGCGACGCCGACCGCCCCUCAUGUGGGCCCGGUCGUGCUGCUGGACCCGGAGCCGUCUCUGCACGCCAUGCAGGUGCCCGUCACGCUCACGCUGCCCUCUACUGACGAGCCCAAGAGCGAACCGGGAGGGGGCGUGGCUUCGGCAUCGCACCCGACUCCUUCCAAUCAGACGCUGCGGUUUGUCUCCGCCCCCGUGUCCCAGCAACAGCUAAGCGUUCAGGCAUCCCCACAGAUCGUCCACAUGACCUUUACCACCCUCUCACACCCUUCUCAGCAGCUCCCCCUGCUGUCCGUCACACAUCAGCUUCCCCCCAGCACUAGCUCCGCCCCCUCCGUCUCACUCCUCCCACAGAUCACCUCUGUUGCGUUCUCCGCCGAACCCGCACCUCCUCCACCUCCUCCUCUUUCCUCCGCCUCUUCUCCGCACCCUCCUCCUGCUGACAGGAAAGAGGGCGGGGCACUCUGGGAGGGAGGGACUGGCAAUGUGGGUGGGGUUUGGGAAGCAGGCGGGGCCGGCGAGUUGUGACGGACAGCUCAGACGGGACGAUACAAGUAGUGAUGGAGAUUAGAUUUUCAUGAAGGAAUUUUACGACCGUGGUAACCAUGGAAACCCACAUAAAGGACAAGUGGAUACACUGAACGUAGGAUAGCUAGCGGUUAGCUAGGACGUGUUUGAACAUCUUGCAUCUUUUUUUUUUUUUUUUUAAAGGAAGUUCAUGCUACUGGAUAAAAAUAAAUUGCCCAUAAUAAUAAUAAUAAUAAUAAUAAUAAUUAACGAUCAUCAACGACGGGAACGUGCUUCUCACUGCCUUUAACCGCUGCGACACGUCAUUCCGAGUUUCUGAGACGUGAAAGUGUGUUGCUGUAAUUUCCAACACGUCCUGAACCCAUUCCUCCUCAGUGAACUUCCUCUGAAAAUCUACAGGACUUUAGAUCUAGUGUGUACUCGGACUAAACUUUUGCUAGGUUUCUAGACGUGUGUGUGUGUGUGUGUGUGUGUGUGUGUGUGUGUGUGUGUGUGUCAGAAUGUUCUCAAUGUGUUUUUUUUUUUUGUACAUAAACACAUUUUUAUUUUGGAUAUUUAAUUUCCUACAUGUCCGCUGUAAUUCUUGAGUCCAUUUGGAAGUUUUUUUUGUCUUCCUUCCUGUGCUUUUAUUUUUUUCAUCUGAACACUGAAAGCGAUAAUCUUCUAAUACCGGGCCUCUGCUAGAUUUCUAAUAGACGUGUAAUAUGUUUUUUUCUUUCCUCAUUCAUGUUCUUGUUUUGGGGGGUAUUUAUUAUUAAAGCCACGUGUCUCCUGUAUCCUAAACGGGACUGAACUAGUAGCCGUUUGCUUUCCUCCGUGUGAGCAGCAUUAGGAUUUCGUAGCUCUGAUGGAAAUAAGGAAACGUAGCGUCAAAGAUAAUUGUGCAGCGGAUCACAAAAGUCAUUUUUCGGCUCUGCGGAAAAAAAAGGGGGAGGAGACAAAUUUAAUUAACUUUCCAUUUACAGCACGGAAAUGUUCCCAUACGUGUGAUGUGAUGUGAAUAAUUCUAAAGACUUGAAGUUCUUCUGCUCCUCUGAUAGGUGUGGGUGUAGUUACCAAUCUACUAAAAAAGAAAUAUCAAAACAUUUUUCAUCCUGGGAUUGUUAGAAAAUACUGAUUAAUCCGCGGUUCACGUGUCAAACGAUGAGUCGUGAUCCCUGCGGAUCAGCUGUGAUCUGUUACACUUCUAGUCAAAGAAGAAACCUGGAGUUUUGCAACAUUUUUAUUCAUUGAUUAGAUUCAUUGCUGAUACAGUGCUGAACAUCACACAUCUGGUGUGUGUGUGUGUGUGUGUGUGUGUUUUAAGUCAUUUUACACUAAAUAGAAAAUAAAAACACACACACCCACACACACACACACACUCCAGGAAGGGUUUGAACAGAUGCUACAUUUUAUAUAAAUCUCUCAGUCUUACUAAUCAUGUACAAUAAACAUGUCUACACUCUU